Molecule: messenger RNA, 2196 nt
Organism: Sinocyclocheilus rhinocerous
Lineage: Eukaryota; Metazoa; Chordata; Actinopteri; Cypriniformes; Cyprinidae
Gene: gfod1
Product: glucose-fructose oxidoreductase domain containing 1
Exons: 3
Coding region: 111-1286 (391 amino acids)
Molecular function (GO): nucleotide binding
Source: RefSeq, a predicted model, not a curated record
GGAACCCAAAGGCGCAAUGGUCAUAGUUAACACAACAGCCCUGCUCGGGUUCGAACCCGCACCCGCCGGGUCACCCGCCUCCGGUGUGUGAGCAUCCGCGCGCGACAGUCAUGUUGCCCGGGGUGGGUGUGUUCGGCACCAGUCUGACGACCCGGGUCAUCAUCCCUCUGCUGAAGAACGAGGGCUUCUCGGUGAAGGCGCUGUGGGGUCGCACGCAGGAGGAGGCGGAGGAGCUCGCGCGAGAUAUGAACGUGCCCUUCUACACUAACCGGAUCGAUGACGUGCUGCUGCAUUCGGAUGUGGAUCUGGUGUGCAUCAACCUGCCGCCGCCGCUCACCAAGCAGAUCGCCGUUAAGACACUGGGAAUUGGAAAAAACGUGAUAUGCGAUCGGACGGCGACGCCGCUGGAUGCCUUCCGCAUGAUGUCGGCGGCCCAGUACUACCCGAAGCUGCUCAGCAUCAUGGGUAACGUGCUGCGCUUCCUCCCCGCCUUCGUCCGCAUGAAGGAGCUGCUGGAGGAGGGUUACGUGGGCGAGCUCCUGGUCUGCGAGGCGCAGGUUCACGGCGGGAGCCUCCUCGGGAAGAAGUACAACUGGAGCUGCGACGACCUGAUGGGCGGUGGCGGGCUGCAUUCGGUCGGGAGCUACAUCAUCGACUUGCUCACGUUUCUGACCGGCCGGCGUGCGGCGAAGGUGCACGGCUUCCUCAAGACGUUCGUCAAGCAGACGGACCACAUCUGCGGGAUCCGGCAGAUCACCAGCGACGACUUCUGCACCUUUCAGAUGGUGCUGGAAGGAGGCGCUUGCUGCACGGUUACGCUCAAUUUCAAUGUCCCGGGCGAGUUUCGGCAGGAGGUUGUGGUUGUAGGAACGUCUGGCAGGUUGACGGUUUGCGGGACGGAUUUGUACGGACAGAAAAACGACGGCGGAAGCGGUCAGGAGCUCCUCCUCAAGGACAACACGCCUGUCGGAAACGCGUCCCUACCGGACAAGGCGUUCCGGGACAUCCCGUCUCCGUAUCUCACCGGCACCAUCUGCAUGGUUCAAGCCGUACGGCAGGCGUUUCAGGAUCAGGACGACCGGCGAACGUGGGAUGGCCGGCCGCUGACAAUGGCCGCUACUUUUGAGGACUGUCUGUACGCGCUUUGCGUCGUGGACACGAUCAAGAAGUCCAAUCAGUGUGGCGAGUGGCAGAACAUCGUGGUGAUGACGGAGGAACCGGAAGUCAGUCCUGCGUACCUGAUCAGCGAGGCCAUGCGGCGCAGCCGGAUGUCGCUGUAUUGCUAAACGCGGCACGUGAGCGAAUGGAUGCAUAUUGAGUUCAGUGCAUUCGGAGCAUUUGGAAAAUUGGAGAAGUACAUGCAACUGAAGGAAACAUGCGUUUGCGCCUCAUGCAUGGAGUUCAGCUUGUGUUUUAAUGCAUUAAAACAUCGGCUGCUUGGAUUGUUUUGUGUCAAGUAUGCAAUAAUAAUGCUUUCAGACGAAAAACAGCCAUGCUUUGCUGAAAUGCCUUUGUACUUGUGACAUGUUUGUAGUUAGUGCAAAAAACAGACAUGCAAUCCUGCUUUCAGUUUGACUUCGGUUUGCAGGAUUUUUUGAGCGUCAUCUAUCUGUGAAACCCAGGAAAGGUCGUCUACCGAUGCAGCAUCCGUCAGCACGGGUUUAAUGCAAACACGGACUCCUGCGUCAAACCAUGCCUGCAAUGCAUGAAAUCUCCACUCGCACUGUAAACUACAGGAUUUUGCUGUGUGUUAUGACGUCGAUCUGGACAAGCACAAAGAGUAUCAGGUGUUUCUGCUUUGUUUGUACCGAUAUAUUUAAAAUCCCGAUGUUUGUGCACGUUUUAACUGGUAUCUUAAUUGUUAUAGCUGUAAGUGUGGCUUUACGGUCCUUCGUUUUCCACCUGUAAGAUUUUGAAUUGUAAAUCUGCCAAAUAUGAAAUGGCAAACGUCACGUCAUGUUAACUGUCAGUGGUUCUCAACUGGUUUUGCUUCAGGAUCUGGAUUUUACAUUUGACAUUAUGUGGUGACCCAAAAGUAAACAAAGAUCUCCUUCAAAUCAAACGCUGAAAUGCUAUUAUACGCUACAGGUCAAAAGUUUGGAAUAUGCUUUUAGUUUUCAUGCUUAUAAGAAGAAGUAUUAUUAAUAAUUGAACACCAAUAAUAAUAAUAUCAGAAUUAGUUCUGAAAGAUCAUGU